Monascus purpureus is the source of this 729-nucleotide messenger RNA. NCBI's taxonomy places the organism in Eukaryota, Fungi, Ascomycota, Eurotiomycetes, Eurotiales, Aspergillaceae. The record is from the annotation of a GenBank genome assembly.
AUGCUGCGCAAUCUGCAGCUACUGCACACGAGCGCCUCGGUAGGAGAGGUUGCGCGAGUGGGACAGGAGCGUGCCCUCUCAGAGGCAGUCAAAGCAGUACAUCCACUCGUCAUCGCGCAUCUGGUCACAGGGGAAUCGGCACUGUUUGUCAACCCAACAAUUGCAAGUGAGGUUGUCGGCUUGAAGCCUCAAGAGUCCCAGUUGUUACUGGGGUUCCUGCAUGAUCAUAUUCGCUCGUUGGAUUUUAGUUGUCAGGUUUCGUGGGAGAAGGGGAUGGUGCUCGUUUGGGAUCAGAGGUCUAUGGCACAUUCUGCUGUCCCCGAUUUUGAAGAUGGAGACCGACGGCAUAUGGUUCGCAUUAUCACAUAUAGCAGUCAACCGCAAGCGGCCUUUUCUUCAGAGGGAAACCACACAGAAAGAAAUGAAGAGCACCCUUGAGUUCUUCUCAUCCCCCCGGCCUGGAGUAGUAUGUUGAUUCUUCCUGAGAAACAGCCUAGGCUUGCUUCAACUAGUCCUGCUUGCGAGUAUAACCUGCCAUGUGCAAUUGUUUCCAGGAAGAGUACAGAACAAAGCCAGUAAUGUUAUCCAGGCAAAGAACAACCUUCCGAAGCGUCGCAAGAAGUAUUAGAUACUAGUAUCUAUAGAUGCCGACAUGGGCAGAUCCUAAGCACUGUUGCUGGUAUUAGUACCUAGUAGGUAGAUAUCCUCAAUAGACUUACAGGCGCUUGA